UCCCUCCGAUUGCUCAGCACAUGUUUUUCUAGGAAUUUCAGAAUUGUAAUUUAAAGUUUGUUGAUGUGUCUGUGAUCCUCUUAGAUUAGAUAUUAGAUUAAAGACUGGCACAAAAUCAGUCAUCAAAUCUUGACUAAAAUGUUUUAAGGAAAGCGCUGCACUUGGUUUGAGUGAUUUGAGUACAGAAGGAGGAGCGCUCAGCAGGUUCCAUUUAUGCAGAGCGGUUUUAUUAUUUUUUAAAGCAGGUUUCUUAUUAGCUUUUUGGUUGCCUGUGUGUGUGUGUGUGUGUGUGUGUGUGUGUGUGUUUUUAGCUCUGUAUAGAGAGCGAAGUAAUUAGCAUUAAACCAAAAAAUCUCAACAAAUAUUGUGCCAUAAUAAGGUAAAUCAAAGUUCUAAAGAUGGAAAUUGACUUAUAGGACACAGAACUUCUCAUUAAUUGAAAGUAAUUGCAUCUGAAGGAGGUUGUUCCUUUUCAAGCAGGUGUGUUUGAUUUAUCCUCCCUGCCUCAGGAGCAGUCAUGUGAGUCACUUAUGUGCACAAAUGCAGUGAAGUGGUGGGGGGAAAAAAGGACAACAAACAGUCCCAAGCUCUGGAAUUUGGGUGCUAGUUUCUAAAUGUGGCCCCAAAAGAGGGGGAAGGGCAGUAGGAAUUUGUCCCAACUAACUGGAGCAAAGAAAAUCCUCACAAUAGCUGAACUGGACUUGAGCCUUGCAGUGACAGAGAACACACUGCAGGGUGUGAUGCAACUGGGGAGCCUGUUGGAUUUUGUCCUUCAGAAGCAGAGGUAAUGUUGUUCAGGUUUGAUUUUGACAGGGUCUUUGUGUGUGAAGACUGGUCUACAAAAUUUAAGUUAGAUGCACUGUAUAUAUAGGCAAUGUUUCUGAGGCUACAGGAGGGGAAUUUAGGAAUGAAACCAAGUCCCUAUAGUAGUGUGUGGAGGUGUUUCUAUCUGCACAGACUGCUCUCCGCCUGUAUUUUCUUAUUUUCCUCUUAUUGUCUGUGUUUGGAAUAUUUAUGGGCGUGUACCCCCAUGGUGCUCAGCUGAGGUCAGGGCUUUGAACAAGGUAGCGACCAGUGCCGAAAGAAGACCACAGCCUUUGGGUUUUCCUUAAAGUCUGGGCAGAAUGAGGAUGCUGAAGAGAGCGUCUGCACUCAUCCUGAGGAGAGGAAUCACAACCUAUCGGAGCAGACUGGUCAAAAGUGACAGCCUCUUCAGAGUUCAUCCAUCUGUAUCUCAGGCGCUGGCAGAAAACAAACCAGUGGUUGCACUUGAGAGCACCAUAAUCACACAUGGCAUGCCCUAUCCACACAACUUGAGCACGGCGAAGGAGGUGGAGGCCAUCGUGCGAGCUGAAGGAGCCACUCCAGCCACGGUCGGAGUGAUCGAUGGUGAAGUGCAUGUUGGUUUAUCCUCAGAGGAGCUCGACCACCUCGCCCGCUGCAAGAGCUCCCUGAAGGUGUCCCGUCGUGAUCUGCCCUAUGUCAUCAGCAAAGGGCUCUCUGGGGGAACGACAGUGUCAGCCACUAUGAUUGCAGCACACCGAGCUGGCAUCCCUGUGUUUGUCACAGGAGGCAUCGGAGGAGUUCACAGAGACGGAGAGAACAGUCUGGACAUCAGUGCAGAUCUGACAGAGCUCGGCAGGACCCCCAUCGCAGUCGUCUCUGCUGGUGUCAAGUCUAUUCUGGACAUCGGUCGCACCCUGGAGUUCCUUGAGACACAGGGUGUCUGUGUGGCCACUUAUGGAGGGUCGAGGAAUUUUCCAGCCUUCUUCUCUCCACAAAGCGGAUUCAGUUCUCCAUACCAAGUCUGCAACCCUGAGGAGGCAGCAAAACUCAUCGCAAGCACUCUGUCACUGGCUCUCCAAAGUGGUGUCCUGUUAGGGGUGCCCAUCCCAGAGGAGCAUGCAGCAGCAGGCCAGCUGAUUGAGGAAGCCAUACAGGCUGCAGUAACAGAGGCAAGUGAUAAAGGUGUAACAGGAAGAGAUGUGACACCAUUCAUUCUUCAGAAGGUCAGUGAGCUGACUGCAGGAAAGUCCCUUCAGGCCAACAUUGCUCUAAUUCAUAACAAUGCUAAAGUUGGCAGUCAGAUAGCCUGCGCACUGUCAAAACAAACGACCAAGAGAAAGACUCGUCAUCAUGGACAACACUCAUCAGACUCAGAGUCAGAUAUUGUCGUCAUAGGAGGAAUAAAUGUUGAUUUUAUUGCAAAAGGAAGAACCAAAACACUUCAUUUUCGACAGACAAACCCAGGAAGUGUCUGUCAAUCGUUUGGUGGUGUAGGACGGAACAUCGCUGACUCUCUGAGUCGAUUAGGCCAUAAACCCCUGUUCAUCUCAGCUACAGGAGCUGAUUCUCACAGUGAAGCAGUGUUAAAGUACUGUGAACAUAUGAACACGAGUGGUGUGGCCCGACUAGAAGAGCAGCGCACAGCAACUUACUGUGCCGUUAUCACUGAGAGUGGAGAGCUGGGUCUUGGACUGGGAGAUAUGGAUGUUCAUCAGCAGAUCACAGAGCAGUAUGUGUCACAGUUUGAGAAGCAGCUUUCAUCAGCCACUCUUGUAUGUCUCGACGGAAACAUCCCUGUCUCCACCAUCAACUAUGUUUGCUCCAUUGCCAGAAAACACAACAUCAAUGUUUGGUAUGAGCCAACAGAUUCAGAUAAGGCUUGUAAGCCUUUCCUGUCAGACGCCUGGAAGUCUCUGUCGUAUUCAUCUCCAAACCUGGCAGAGUUGUGCACCAUGAACAAAACACUGGGCAUCCCAACACCUGAAGUGCUGCCGAACUCUCUGGAGGAGGUGCUGAGUGUUGCUGUGGCUCUCUCACGCCCCCUACUGGAGCAUCUCCACUGUCUGGUGGUGACUCUGGGGGCGAGUGGAGUGCUGCUGUGCGGAGAGCAUGAUGCAGGCUCGGUCAACCUGCAGCCAAGAAAACAGAAGAGGAGGAGGAAGCUCUGUGCUGUUCACUACCCAGCACUGACUGUGACAGCAGAGGAGACAAUGAAUGUGUCAGGAGCCGGAGAUAGUCUCUCAGGUGCUUUAAUAACUGGUAUCCUUCAGCGGCGAGACACAGACAGCUGUGUUCGGAUGGGGCUCCUGGCUGCACGGCUGUCGUUGGCAUCACCGCACCCCAUCGCCCCCACGCUCACCUUAGACUUUGUGGAUCCCAACAAAGCCCAGACUCAGUGCUGGCCCAAACCCAGCUUCAUGUGGAUAGAUUAAUUAUAUUUUCCCAAAAAAAUGUUGAGGCAUUACUGAAGAAAUUUGUGAAGAUUGGGUCUAUCGUGCCUUAGUCUGUUUGUCAUUUUUAGCCUUAAAGAGGAACACCGCCUAAAUUAAGAACUCUGAUAUGUUAUUUCUGUGGUCUAGGGAAGUUCAAUCAAUAUUUGUGAACAUGAGAAGUAAGUCUCAAACUUGUGAUGUCAUAGGGUAUUAAGUCUGGAGCUGCUCAAUAGACAGUGAAUAGGAGUCUGAUUUUAUGGACCCACAGAAUGUUUUGGGGGGUUUUUAUACCCAAAUUAGCUUUAUUCUGUUGCGGUGAUCUCAGCUCUGACACAGAAAAAGUACACAUAUACUCAGAACAUCCCACUGGGUGCUGUCAGUGUCAUCUAAAACAUCUUUCUUAUUUCAUUGUUUAAGGAGCAGCUCCAGACUUUAUACCCUAUGACAUCACUAAUUUGAGUUUACUCUAUUACUCUAGUUUUUGGAUUAGGGAGACAGUUGUUCAUGUUUACUAAUAUUUUUGGACUGUCUUAGACCAUAGGAAUAACAUGUCCGAAUUUUGAAAAUGGGUGUUGUUCUCCUUUAAAAUAUGUGAUUGGAUUCUUGAGAAAUCAGAAUGUAAGAUAGUAACUUGAGUAAAUGAAUGUAAGACCUAUUUUUCCUAAACUUUGUUUGAAUUCAUGAUUAUAAAUACUUUUAUAACCAUUAUAACAAUGUAUUCUGGUGUUUUUAUUCC
Epinephelus moara (kelp grouper) is the source of this 3954-nucleotide messenger RNA. RefSeq lists its product as uncharacterized. The transcript is spliced from 19 exons. NCBI's taxonomy places the organism in Eukaryota, Metazoa, Chordata, Actinopteri, Perciformes, Serranidae. Gene Ontology annotation, molecular function: kinase activity; pseudouridylate synthase activity. The record is from RefSeq and is a predicted model, not a curated record. Bases 1125 to 3218 code for a protein of 697 amino acids.